Homalodisca vitripennis (glassy-winged sharpshooter) is the source of this 1463-nucleotide messenger RNA. RefSeq names its product zinc finger HIT domain-containing protein 2-like. The coding region runs from base 169 to 1233 and encodes 354 amino acids. The record is from RefSeq and is a predicted model, not a curated record. NCBI's taxonomy places the organism in Eukaryota, Metazoa, Arthropoda, Insecta, Hemiptera, Cicadellidae. The transcript has 7 exons.
GUAAGAAAGAACUAAACAAACUAGGGACCACCAGUGUUAAGAGGAAGGGAAUGAGGGAAGGCAAAAUGAAAACAAUUUAAAAUUAUGAGUGAAUGUUAUUUAGUUAUUAGCAUUUAAGUUGUUUUUUGUACAUACUAAUUUUACUGAGAAAUAAAGGAAAUUUUGAAAAUGGAUACCAAGAACCCAUGUAAAAUGUGUUUGCAAAUUGAAGCCAAAUAUGUAUGCCCACGUUGUAACAUGCCAUACUGCUCACUCUCCUGCUACCAGUCUGAGAGUCAUGUUCAAUGUUCAGAGAGCUUCUACAGAGAUUGUGUGGUGGAACAGAUCAGAGGUGACCAGCUGGAUUCAGAGUCACAGCAGAAUAUGGUGGAAAUUCUGCAGAGAGUGCAGCAGAUCGACACUCAGUUUCAAGAUGAAGAAGCUCUUGACUCUGAUGACUCGGAUAGCUGUGCCGAGCUGUCCGACCGGCUUGCAGGAGUAGACCUUGAUAAUGCUGACUCAGUGUGGGAAAGACUAACAGAGGAUGAGCGGCUACAGUUCCAGCAAUUUGUCACAUCUGGGGACAUCGGUGAGCUUCUGCCUGAGUGGACCCCUUGGUGGACUUAUAGAGAAAAGAAGGAAUUGGUGAAAGAAUUGAAUGUAAGUUCAUCAUUAGAAGAGGAAUCUGAAUUAGCAUCACACUGUCCCUCUAUCAAACAAGACAUUCAGCUGCUUUCUAAGCUAUCUAAGAUGACACCUUCCCCGAUGGUGAGAUGGAAUGUGGUCAAUGUACUGGCGGCUUAUGCUGUCACAGCUCGUGUGUACAACGGAGAUUUCCAGAGUUCACCACAGAGUACAGCAGUGAUGCUCACUACAAUAUCCGAAAACUUGGCUAUCAAUCAGGUCUUCGACAAUCCAGAACUAGCUGUUACUUCUGUACAGAUGGCAGCCAUCAAUUAUGGAUGUUUCUUGGAUGGAGUUGAAGGAACCACACUGAAGGAGGAUGUGAAAAUGUUGGUAGAAGGUCCCUCAGAGUCAAGACAGAACCAGCAUGUGUUGGCAGCAUUGAGCCACAUCCAUUCAAUUCUGACCGAUGCUAAACGCAUCAUGAAAGAAACCACAAAAUCAAAAAGCACGGGUGAAUUCUCCAAACGAUUUCCACAACCUGAGACUAAAUCAGUGUCAUCUAAGGACCUCAGUAAACAUCUCAAGAAAAUUGACUUUUAUCUCUCAUGGGCUAAAGAAUAUUUUUAAUAAUGAUUAAAUAUUUAUGAUAAUAUACUAAUGUAAUUAUUAAACACUAUUUUUUACUGUUUAUGAAACAAUUAUAUUUUUAUAACAAAACAAUUAAUUCCCUUUGAAAUCUUUUACUUUGAAGUAUUAUGAGUUUUGUAGAAGAUUGUUUGUUAUUCAACAAUUGAAAAUUUGUAUAACAACGUGUAGAUCAUGUCAGUUAUUACAACAAUAAACUGAAUUGUAAAAGC